GGAGCGCGCCGCCCCGGUGCUCGCCCUCCCUCCCCGCCCCCCCCAGCGGCACUGCCUCCUCCAAAUGAGCGAUUCGCCCGCUGGAUCUAACCCAAGGACACCCGAAAGCAGCGGCAGCGGCAGCGGCGGCGGCGGGAAGAGGCCGGCAGUGUCCCUCCUGCCCCCGGCGGACCCCCUGCGCCAGGCGAACCGGCUCCCGAUCCGGGUCCUGAAGAUGCUGAGCGCGCACACCGGGCACCUCCUGCACCCGGAGUACCUGCAGCCGCUGUCCUCCACUCCCGUCAGCCCCAUCGAGCUCUCCUUCCGAGUCUGCCCUUCGAAUCUGCGUUUUCUCUCGGGUUGGAUUUGCUCUUGGCGUCUCCACUGGGCCCUUGACUUUUUCUCUGGCACCCAGUUUCCAGCCCAGAGGGCGCACGACGCCCAGGCUCUCCAGAUCCCGGGCCUUUCUUCCUCCCACUUCCUUGGGUGCCCUCCCCGAGAGGGAGGGGCUACUGAGAGCGCCGACUGCAGCCCCUCCUUGGAAUCCGCUUCUCGCUCUUGCCCCACGGCGCCAUCGCCAGAAACCCGUCCCAAGCCCACAGCCGGACCCUACUACUCGCCAUAUGCGCUGUACGGACAGAGACUCGCGUCAGCCUCGGCUCUGGGAUACCAGUAACUCCAGCUCUGCCUCCCGCCCCGGCCUCCGCCCCUCCCCCGCCUUCCCGCCUUCCCCCCCCUCCUUCCUCCCCCAGCCGCCGCCGCCGCCGCCGCCUCUACUGCUCGUACCGCCGGGAUUCCCGCCCAGACCCUGCCCACCGGACUGUGUAUUUAUUUACUGUAACGUUAGCUUCCAAGCUGGGAAUAGAAGUGCAUUAACGGCCCACACGAGUCAAUGGUAUGCAAAAAGUCUGUGUUCCCCAAAUAAUAAUAUUAAUCACACAAAUAACGACAUGACCCCGCCCCUCUUCCUUUCUAAUUUUUUCCCCUUAGGUAGAGGUUUUAAUUUUUUAUUCCUUUUCCUCU
Messenger RNA from Carlito syrichta (Philippine tarsier), 1002 nucleotides. RefSeq names its product zinc finger protein 703. Gene Ontology annotation, cellular component: nucleus. Bases 65 to 655 code for a protein of 196 amino acids. Gene Ontology annotation, biological process: negative regulation of DNA-templated transcription. NCBI's taxonomy places the organism in Eukaryota, Metazoa, Chordata, Mammalia, Primates, Tarsiidae. The record is from RefSeq and is a predicted model, not a curated record. The transcript has 4 exons.